AAUAAAAGUCAGCCAUCCUUAUAGUUUUCUUUCCUCACCUCAGCUAAACCAUAACAAGAACAUUAACUUACCUCCGUUUCUUUGUUUCUUGAUUCGAACAAUCUUAUAGAUGGAAGCAAAGAUCGAUAUAAUCUCGAGGGAUUGGAUAAAACCGUCAUCUCCAACACCCCAACACCGUAAACAGCAUAAACUGUCCUUCCUGGAUCAGGUCUCUCCAUUUGCUUUCAUCCUCUUCUAUGAACAAAAAACAAAAAACUCGCCUGAUUCCUCCUUUUCAUCAUCAGAAACAUCCCUUCAUUUGAAGCAGUCUUUAUCCAAGUGCUUGAGUCAAUUCUACCCGUUAGCUGGAAAGCUAAACCCGGAUCGAUUCGCCGUUGACUGUGAUGAUUCUGGAGCUUUGUUCGCGGAAGCUAAGGUCAACGCUACCCUCUCGCAAGCGCUCAACAAUGCUCCUUACGAAUAUUUUUCUCAGUUCUUGCCAUUUGUGGCUUUUGAUGAUAAGGGAGGUGUUGAUCGACAUUGCAAAUUAUUAGGUACAUUUGAUUUAUGUAUUUAAACUAAUAUAAUAAUUUCCAUUUUUUCGUAUCAAACUCUUUUUUUUUUCUUAACUUGAUUACUAAGCACAUUCAUAUAUCCAAAAUUUUAAUUUCAUAUAUAACUGUUAGUGAAUAAACUUGUUUGGUCCAAAUUAAUAAUAUUGGGCCAUCCAAUUUAAUUAGUUACAUCAUUAGUUUUUAUGUUUAAUUAUAAACCCAAGCCUAAUAUGAAGAACAGACUAGAAAAAUUAUUAGGCAGGGAUGCAACCAGGGGGUGCAAGGGGUCGGCUGACCCUGCGGUCGGAAAAUUUUUUCAAAAAUAAUACAUUAAAAAUUUUAAAAUAUUUUGGAAAAUAAUUUUUUAUGUGUAUUCGAUCUUGUAAAUAUUCGGUACUGAUUUCAUCAUUGUUAUUAGACACAUUUCUGUAUUUAUAUUAAUAAUUUUCACUUUCAUAUCGUACUCUCUCCCCCCUCUUAGUUACCACAUUCAUAUAUCCAAAAUUUGUAGUACAUAUAUAUAUAACAGGUGCUACCUACCAAAGAAAUGAGAUAGUGUUGGCAGUACAAAUCAGCUGGUUUCAAUGCGGAAGCAAUGCAAUUGGUUUCUGCAUUUCCCGCAAAGUAGCUGAUUUCAGUAACAUUCAUAAAUUCAUGGGCAGCUGAAACCCGCGGCGAAAACCCUACUCAAUCAUCCCCUAUUAAUUUCGACUUAGGGAGGCAUCUUUUCCCUCCCCCGAGUUUCUCCUUUUACAUUUCUCUCAAAUUCCGGUGAACGGGAAGAUCGUGCGCAAGCGUUCGUGUUCAACAAGGAAACGCAGACCGCAUUAAAACAACAGGCGGCGGCGGCGGCAUCAUUAAUACCACCAGCUAAAGAUCCCACUCGGGUGGAAGUGGUUACCGCUUUUCUAUGAAAGCAUUUUAUCAAUGUGGCAAAAGCUAAAAGAAACCGAUCAUCGGGUUUAGCGCCCCGAUGCGGAUCAUAAACAUUGUAGGGAAACAAUGUUCACGAUCGGUCAUGUCACCAACUUGAGAAGCAGGCUGAGUAGCUUGUUAUCAUCAUCAAAAGAUGAUGGAUUUGCAUUCGGAAACCUCAUAUAUAGUUAUCGCCCCGGCUACCUUCGCCCCCGAUGAUGAAGACGAGGACGACAUAACAACUUUUGGACAUCUAGUAGGGCUAGUUAGUAAUGUUAUAAGGAUGUCAAGGACGAUUAUGUUACCAAUUCGGCGGUUCCAUUCCUUGAGAGCUUAAGACUGAAUGGAAUAAUAGAAGAAGAAGAAGAAAAGGUGAAGGACUUGAUGGUGUAUAUAUAAUUGGUUUGUAACUAGUUGCUGUAGAUCGUCCUUGUAUGAAGUUGAUUUCGGUUGGGGCAAACCUGUUUCCGUCGGCCCGGCUGUUAUGCCGGCCAUGAGAGGGGUCACUUUAACAAGCAACGGCAAUGAGGAAGAGGUUGAAGCAUGGAUUUCCAUUUUAGAAGAUGAAUUGGCUUUGCUUCCCCACGAGUUCCUUUCACUCGCAGCUACUGAUUUUUUUCACCUCAACUGAAGCCAAAUGAUCGAUCACAUCCAAGUAAAAAAAAUGGAUGUGGGUUUAUUUUUUCUUUUCAAAUAAUUUUUCUGCUUCACUUCUAUGUGUUUGAUUUUUUCUGCUUCACUUCUAUUUUUUUGUGUGUUUGAUUCUAUCCCGCGUCUGUUCAUUGAUUUCUAAUAAGUUUUAUUUUUAGAUGGAGAAAGUAUUGGAUUUGAUUAAUUGUAAUGGAAGAUAUUGUGAAAGUCACCUUGGG
Oldenlandia corymbosa var. corymbosa is the source of this 2317-nucleotide messenger RNA. The record is from the annotation of a GenBank genome assembly. NCBI's taxonomy places the organism in Eukaryota, Viridiplantae, Streptophyta, Magnoliopsida, Gentianales, Rubiaceae.